AUGGGGAAGGAGACGAACCAGAGAGGGAGAGGGGACAGCAACUCCAUCUACCCGUUGGAGAUGAAUCCAACGGCCAACAGGGCUCGUCCUCCUUCGGCGCCGAGUAAGGGCGACUACAAGCCAUUUCGGCAAUGGUUUCCGUGGCUGGUGCCGACUUUCAUUGUGGCCAACGUCGCCCUCUUUAUUAUCACAAUGUUCGUGAACGAUUGCCCCGGUAAUGUCGGCGCCGACUCCUGCGUCCUCCGCCGCCUCCUCGGCCGCUUCGCGUUCCAGCCCCUCAGGGAAAACCCCCUCCUCGGCCCCUCCUCCACCACGUCAUAUUGUUCCUCUGUACGUACAUUUUUAUCUAAUUUAUGUUUCUCUCUCUAUAUAUAUAUAGGAGGGGCGUGUGGGUACGGAAAUUUAUACAGCCAAGGAUACGGUGUGGAGACGGCAGCGCUGAGCACGGCGCUGUUUAACGACGGGCUCAGCUGCGGGGCGUGCUUCGAGCUCAAGUGCGCCGACGACCCCAGGUGGUGCCAUGCCGGCAGCCCCUCCAUCCUCAUCACGGCCACCAAUUUCUGCCCCCCCAAUUACGCCCUCCCGUCCGACAACGGCGGGUGGUGCAACCCCCCUCGCCCCCACUUCGACCUCGCCAUGCCUAUGUUCCUCAAAAUCGCCGAGUACCGCGCCGGGAUCGUACCCGUAUCCUUUCGAAGAGUGCCCUGCCGUAAGUCGGGAGGGAUCCGGUUCACGAUCAACGGAUUCAGUUACUUCAACCUGGUGCUGAUCACGAACGUGGCGGGGGCGGGCGACAUAGUGCGGGCGAGCGUGAAGGGCUCGCGCACCGGGUGGAUGCCGAUGUCGCGCAACUGGGGCCAGAAUUGGCAGUCCAAUGCUGUCCUCGUCGGACAAUCCCUCUCCUUCCGCAUCACCGGCAGCGACCGCCGCACUUCCACUUCCUGGAACGUCGUGCCCGCGAAUUGGCAGUUCGGCCAGACCUUCUCUGGCAAGAACUUCAGGGUCUGAUCUAACAAGAACUGCUUUUAUGGUGAAAGCGGGAGCCGUCAUUGAACUAUAGCACAUUUUAAAAUAAAUAUUUAAAUUUUAAAAAAUCUUAAUCGUACUAUCUAACCUUACAGUAACUUUGAAAUGAUAACAUCAACUGAAAGGGUUUUACUUUAACUACCGAUUGAUACCGUGUUGUUUGCGAACAUU
Ananas comosus (pineapple) is the source of this 1197-nucleotide messenger RNA. RefSeq names its product expansin-A4-like. NCBI's taxonomy places the organism in Eukaryota, Viridiplantae, Streptophyta, Magnoliopsida, Poales, Bromeliaceae. Bases 1 to 1008 code for a protein of 335 amino acids. Gene Ontology annotation, biological process: plant-type cell wall organization. Gene Ontology annotation, cellular component: extracellular region. The record is from RefSeq and is a predicted model, not a curated record. The transcript is spliced from 3 exons.